AUGGAUGUCGAUUUGUGUGCGGGGGACAGCACGAGGAGGAAAGUGGACCUGACCGGGUCUGCAGAAGGCACCAUGGAUGUUAUACCCUUGGAGAUGUAUGACUCUGCAAGAGCUAAAAUAGCGGCCAACCUGCGGUGGCUAUUUGCUAAGGCAUAUGGCAUUGACCAUAUACCAGAGGACCUAAGGGACCCGUUCUACACAGACCAGUAUGACCAGGAACACAUCAAGCCCCCCGUCAUCCGCCUGCUGCUGUCCUGCGAGCUUUACUGUCGUGUCUGCGCCCUCAUCCUCAAGACUGAGCAGGCCGCAUCCCUCCAAUCACACCACUCUGUCAUCCAGUCUCUGGACAGGAAGGGCAUUUAUGUGGUGGAGAGUGAUGACACGGCUGUUACUGAAGAGGAUCUGGCUGGUAUGCCCAUUAAAAUGAGUGCUCACAUCCCCAUGAUUGAUGCCCUGAUGAUGGCAUACACAGUGGAGAUGAUCAGCAUUGAGAAAGUGGUAGCUUCUGUGGAGCGCUUUUCGACCUUUAAUCCCUCCAAAGAACUUCCCUUUGACUUGGAGGAUGCCAUGGUUUUCUGGAUCAACAAGGUAAACACUAAAAUGAGGGAAAUCAGUGAAAAGGAACACAAAGUCAAGCACCACCUUCUGGAAUCCCCCAGCCACCAAAAGUCUCCCUCCAAAUGGUAUUGGAAACUUGUCCCUGUACGAUACCGUCGGGAGCAUGCGUCAGGUCGUCAUCUUCCCUUCUUCCCAUUGCUGGAAGAUCUGAUGAGAGACGUCAGCGAUGGAGCUGCGUUGCUCACAGUUGUCCACUACUACUGCCCAGACCUUAUGAAACUGGAGGAUAUUUGCUUGAAGGAAGUUCCCUCCAUGGCUGAUAACCUGUACAACAUUCAGCUGCUCAGAGAGUUUGCUAAUGAGUACCUGAAUAAAAGUUUCUAUCUGACAACAGAAGACAUACUCUACUCGCCUCUUGUGCUCAAGCAAAAUAUGAUGGUUUUUAUUGCUGAACUGUUUUGGUGGUUUGAGACCGUCAAGCCAGAAUUUGUUGUGCCCAGGGAUCUACAAGAGUCGAAAGAUGCUCGAGCAGUUGCUCAGCCAAAGACGUCUCGUCCAUCAGUGCCCAUUUCCAACGCCACUAAGCGCAGCUUCUUGACCAGUACUGGAAUGACUGAUAACCAGUGCAGCCCUGAAAUCUGUAGCAGUAGAGGAGGUCCAUCCUUUAGCCCUUCCCACCCACUCUUGCCUUUACGCCAGAGGCAACAGAAGCCUCAAGGAGAUGAUGCAGGUAAAAGUCUAAGGAACCGCUCCAACUCCUUGACACAGAUGGACAGACAGGCCCGAGGUUCUGUUGUUGCUUGGCCAGACAAGAGACAAAGGCCAGUGUCUACGCUGAGCCCCUUCAUGUGCCAUUCAGCUACAGACAGUGACGCAGAUGUUGCUUCAGGCGAUAGUGUCAGCCUGGCUCGAUCAAUAAGUAAAGACAGUCUGGCGUCCAAUGUCAUCAACGUUACACCAAAACACCAGACUUCCCUUCACCAGCCCACAUUAGCACAGAUGCGCAGAGUUAAUGGUCACAGUCUCUUAGGAAAAGUCAAUCUGGAUUACGAAGAAGAAUCUCUAGUGGCAGUGGCGAGGACAGAUGUUGCUUCUGUUUCCAAACAACUUGAUGGAAGCCAAGCGCCUGCCUCGGUGCAACCAGAGUCAAAAUCUAAACCUACACCUGAUGGAUUCUACCUUGAACCACUGUUGCCUGCUGUACUGAAACCAGCUAAAGAAAAGUCUGUAUGCCUGAACAAGGAGGAGGAGAGUGGAGAAGUGCUCCGGUCCUCCGGAAGGGGCUUCCCACGCAGGGGGGAUGGAUCUUCUCCUGUAGUUCAUAAGAAAGCUUCCGUCAGCCUGAACAAAACAUUUACCUCUACGAGUGAGGAGCAUGACUUGAUGGAUGAGCCUCCUCAAGCUCAGGCAAGUUUCAGACCAAUUGCCACAAGCAGUGUGGACACGUCGUCAAAAGAGCCAAGUGUAGGGUUUUACCUGCAUUCAGAUUCUGAGGAGACAAAGCCUUGCCCAAGCCUUGAUGCUGAUCUGGAAGACCUGGAUGAAGAGGAUGAAGAUUUGGAUGAGGCAGUUUCUGCAAAAGAUCUAGAUUGGCCAAGGAAAUGCUUUAAUGAGGAUGAUGAAGAGGAAUCAGCCAAACUUCAGGAGGACAUGAAUGUUAAAGAGCAUGAGGACAAAGACAUUAACGGCUGCAGCGGUCGCUCCAGCCCCUGCCUGAGCGCUUACUCCCAGGCCAGCAGCGUGGCCAGCGGAAGUGUACGUAUGACCUCUUUUGCAGAGCGUAAAGCCCAGCAGCAGCGCUUCGGCAGUAACCAUGACUUAAGAUCCAGUGCCUCCAGCUCGCAGAGGACCACUCCAGAUGGAUCUGAGAGUAGCGGGCCCCUGCCCUCCUCUUGGAGGCUCAAAAGAGACCAGAGUCCCUCAUCCCCCUUGGGAGGUUGCAAUCGUGCAGGUGAUGGUAUACUGGCAUCGGAAAUGGUGCAGUUGCGCAUGCAGUUAGAGGAAAAGCGCCGCGCCAUCGAACAUCAGAAGAAAAAGAUGGAAGUACUGUCGGCCAGGCAGAGGCAGAAGCUGGGUAAAGCUGCCUUCCUGCAUAUAGUAAAGAAGGGUGGUGGCAAGGGCGCUACAUUGCCUAAUCCAGUUAAAGCCGAACCCUCCAAAGAAGAGCUCAAUGGUGAGAAAGUAACAUCGUCCGCGAAAGACGAUAUGUGUGUCGAUGCCCUGAGAGGGGACAAAGAGCUGGAGGGACUCACUCCCCCAGGUGCCUUAGAAGCAGAAACAAAGGGAAACAAUGGCAGUUUUUACCAAGAAGAAGAGUUGGACCUGAAUGAGUGCAACCGCUCUAUCGAGUUGCUGCAUGAAGCCAUUAGUAGUAUCCAGCAGCAAAUGAUGCAACUGUCCCUUCAACAGGAUAUGAUGAUGAAGCAGAAUGUAUUGUCUCCUCCCGGUGCUAUGCCUCAGUCUGUCACUACUGACAAAAACCAUGACUCUCAUUAUUCGGAGCAGCUAUCCACCACUGGCACUGCACCCUCUAGGAAACCCACCAAACUGAGCUCUGGCCGGAGCUCCAGAUCAAAACACUUAGAGCUAAAGACGAGCAAGGAGCAAACCCGGCACACUUCCAAGACCCUGACGCCCUCCCAGAGUGGACCGGAGACUCAUGCAAAGCAAUCAUCUGGAGGCAGGUCCCCCAGAAACGAGCACCUGGACCCACACAGUCUCAGAAACCCUCCCACUGGAGAGACUGUCAACAAAACCACCUCCAGCCAGGCCCGGAGCUCCGCUUUUAGGCUUCAUGAUGAUGCCAACAUGCGACUACCGACCAGAGUGGACCUGAAUGCCGUGUCUGCGCCAGAAGUGUCCUUUGACGACUGCCUGUCCAGCACCGUGAAAGACUCGCAGCUCAAUGCCUCAGACAGCUCAGGCAAAGAGAACGUUCUGAUGGAGGAAGUGCAGCGCAGCAAAGCUCACCUAAUUGAGGUCGAUAUGUCAGAGCUGAAGGACCCGGAUGAUGAGGAAGGUGCUGAUGGAACCACUGAUGAAGGAGAUGGAGAGCAGAAGUCAGUCAUGGGCUUUUUCUUCAAGGACGAGCAGAAAGCAGAGGACGAGCUAGCCAAGAAGAGAGCGGCAUUCUUGCUGAAGCAGCAGAAGAAAGCGGAGGAGGCUCGUCUCCGCAAGCAGCAGCUUGAAGUGGAAUCCGAGCUCAAGCGUGAUGAGGCCAGACGGAAGGCUGAGGAGGAUCGCUUGCGCAAGGAGGAUGAGAAGACGCGGCGGGAGCUAAUAAAGCAGGAAUACCUACGGAGGAAGCAGCAGGAGAUCUUCGAGGAGCAGGGUCUGGUCAAGCCCAAGACACCCAAACCCAAACAGAAACACAGACCCAAGACCAUCCUCAGGGAGGAGUCAUCCAGCGACACUGUUUCAAAGUGCUCUUCUUCCACACCCGACAACCUGACCACAGCCCAAUCAGGAUCCAGUCUGUCGCUGGCCUCCGCUGCCACCAACGAGGCGGAUAGCGUUAACUCCGGGGGUGCGGGAUCCCAACGCUGUGACUCCGUGGAGUCCUUCCCUGGAAGUCGCAACCACAGUCGGGCCGCAGAAAGAGACUGGGACAACGGCUCCACUGCGUCUUCUAUCGCUUCCUUGGCUGAGUACACAGGCCCCAAACUUUUCAAGGAGCCAAGUGCCAAAUCGAACAAGCCAAUCAUCCACAAUGCUAUUUCACACUGCUGUUUGGCCGGAAAAGUCAACGAGCCGCAGAAGAAUCAAAUCCUUGAGGAACUGGAGAAAUGUGAGUCCAAUCACAUGAUGAUCCUGUUCCGUGACGGCGGCUGCCAGUUCCGUGCGCUCUACUCCUACUUCCCGGACACGGAGGAAAUCCAUAAACUGACCGGCACGGGGCCCAAAAGCAUCAGCAAAAAGAUGAUCGACAAGUUGUACAAGUACAGCUCUGACCGCAAGCAGUUCACAGUCAUCCCUGCCAAGACCGUGUCGGUCAGCGUGGACGCACUGACCAUCCACAACCACCUGUGGCAGGCCAAGAGGGGUGCGACGUCUAAGAAAAGCGCAAAAUAG
Molecule: messenger RNA, 4629 nt
Organism: Nerophis lumbriciformis (worm pipefish)
Lineage: Eukaryota; Metazoa; Chordata; Actinopteri; Syngnathiformes; Syngnathidae
Source: RefSeq, a predicted model, not a curated record